Molecule: messenger RNA, 2310 nt
Organism: Ruditapes philippinarum (Manila clam)
Lineage: Eukaryota; Metazoa; Mollusca; Bivalvia; Venerida; Veneridae
Product: C3 and PZP-like alpha-2-macroglobulin domain-containing protein 8
Exons: 22
Coding region: 1-2304 (767 amino acids)
Cellular component (GO): extracellular region
Molecular function (GO): endopeptidase inhibitor activity
Source: RefSeq, a predicted model, not a curated record
AUGCCACCGAUGCCGGACAGUAUGCCACUGAUGGCGGCAGGACCGCCAAUGCUUAUGGACGGAUUGGCCAAAGAUAACAUACUUGAGCCUGGUCCAUCCCUUGAGGAAAUCGUUCGGACUAGGUUUCCCGACACGUGGUUAUGGGAUGAUUAUAGAAUUGGGUCAAGUGGGGAAAUAAAUGUCAAUCUGAAUGUACCCGACUCCAUGACAACGUGGGUGACGUCAGUAUUUGCACUUAACCCAAAGACGGGAUUUGGAAUUUAUGAUUUAAAGCCAGAGGUAACAGUUAGAAAAAUGUUCUUCCUGACAAUGGACCUUCCAGCGUCGAUUGUUCUUGGCGAAGAGUUUCUCCUCCAGAUUUCAGUCUUCAAUAACUACCCUGUGACUAAACUGGUUUUCAUACGGAUAACGAUGUCAGAUAAUCCAAACAACCCUAUUCCAGCUUCGGCUGAAGUGAAAGGAAACGAUGGUCAUUCAACAUUCAUUCGAUUUCAGCCUGAAAAAAUUGGAGUAUUAAAUAUAACAGUUAAAGCAUUUAUCAUGGACAAUAUGUUCUUUUCUGUACCAGACAAAAUAAUGAAAAGUGUUGUUGUACGGCCGAAUGGCGUUUUUAAAACAACCAAUGAACAACAUUUGAUAUCCGUUACACCAGCUUCCAGCCCAGUUACAAAACAAAUUACCAUUAUUACUCCUGACAAUAUGGUUGAAAAUUCCAAAUUUACUACAAUCAUUAUAACCGGAAAUUUCAUGGUACCUAGUAUUGAAGGUUUAGACAGUUUGAUAAAAAUACCUUCUGGUUGCGGGGAGCAGAAUAUGAUUCAUUUUGCCCCAACAAUAUACAUCACGGAUUAUCUUACUAUCGUGGGAAAAUUGACUGCAGAAAUACGACUUAAAUCAGCUGAAAGUUUGCAUGAAGGAUUACAACAAGAACUGAAAUUUAAACGCUAUGACGGUUCAUUUAGCGCAUUUGGAAAUCGUGAUUCGUCAGGAAGCAGCUGGCUGACGGCGUUCGUAUUGAAAUGCUUUGGGCAAGCGAAAGGGCUUAUACAAAUUGAUGAUAAAAUUAUGGUGAACGCUAUGACAUGGUUACUGAGGUAUCAAAAUAGUGACGGAUCUUUUCGAGAGCCUGGAAGGGUUCUUGACUACCAGAUGCAGGGUGGAACUUCUUCUGGAAUAACUAUGUCAGCUUUCAUUAUAAUUUCAUUAUUAGAAAACAAAAACAUGGGAGGUGUUCAGGGUUUAACCAGCGCAAUUACAAAGGCUUCGUCAUAUUUGGAAGGAAAACUUCACGAUGUCACAGAUUCUUAUACACUUGCCAUUCUUUGCUACGCUCUUGCAAGUGCCAACAGCCAUUUGAGAUCAACAUGUUAUAUGAAGUUGAAAGAUGCUGCAAUAUACGAUGAUGAUAAGGUUCACUGGGAAGCUAAUCGUAAAGUCUCCAAGAGGGAAGUAGGUACCCAGGUAUUAACAGAUAGAGCACCGGCAAAGGAUAUAGAAGCAUCAUCAUAUGCUUUGCUAACGUACAUGAAACUUGGAUACUUCUCAGAGGCUUUCCCUAUCGUAACAUGGCUUGUGUCACAACGAAACCCGACUGGUGGCCAGAGUUCUACUCAGGACACAAUUAUAUCAAUACAAGCAAUGGCCGAAUAUGCAAGUAGCGGGAAUGGUGCACCAGGUCCAGGCUACGGGGUAUUUUUUAGACUAUCUAGUUCAGGGAAUUUCAAACAUGAAUAUUCAAUUAACUCUGCUACUUUCGACUUCGUACACAGAAUCGAGGUACCAAGCGAUGUUGAAACAAUAACGGUUCUAGUUAACGGAUCAGGUUUAGCGGUAAUCGAUGUAUCUACUUCCUAUUAUGUUACUGGAAAUGAAAUUGAUGAUAAGAUCGGAGUUAACGUGACAGUUACAACAGAGCUUAUAAAUACUGUUUCGAUUAAAUCGUGCUUAAGAUGGAAUGGAAGAUUGGAUAGUGGCAUGUUACUUAUGGAGGUCGAAAUGCCAACUGGCUUUCAGUCUAAUGCCACUGUACUGAACCGUCAGAGUAUAAUAAUGAAACACGAAACAAAUGGCAGAAUAAUCGCUCUAUAUUUCAAUGGUGUUAAACCUAGUACAAGCAUUUGUGUUGAUGUGAAAAUGGACCGUGUUGACCCUGUUGUUAAAAGUCAAGCAUGUCACGUGAAAGCAUACGACUACUAUGACCCAGUUCACCAAGCAAUAACUAGAUAUGAGUUUGGACUGCUGAAGAGCUCAAACAUUUGUAACAUUUGUCCUAUGUGUGGAUUCUGUACCAGUGCUGACAAUUGAGGAACG